GAAUCCACCCGUAUACCAAUAAUUUUAUACAAGAGCUUCUUAACAAAUUAUAGACGAGUCGAUUCUAGCUUCGUUUGUAUUAGUGUGCGCAAAUUACGCAGUAGAUCAGACUGAUUACAGCGAUGGCAAGCAGGGUCCUUGGUCUCUUCCAACAGAAGACAACAUCAUGUUUUAACAAUGGGCAUGUUGGCUACCUGUAGCCUUAACUUAAAAGAAUGGGAGAACAUUUUAAGAAUGGAGAGAGCUUUCCCCUUUAAACAAGGUGGGCUGAGCUUAUUUGCAGUUCUCGCUCCUAUGGCAACCCAAUAGAUCAGCAUCAUGAAUAUUCACAAUUCACCAAAACGCACCCUGACUAUGGAACAGUGAUGUCAGCGGUCCCUGGAAUGCUUUACUGUAUUUUUGCACGAUUGUGUUGCGUUGUUUUAUGAAAGCUGGCAAGACGUCUUGUGAAAAGAGCAUCCUUCGUCGUGCAUGACCUUUCUCUGGUCUCUGUAUCACCGUCCGUCGGCACGUCUCUCACAUGUCACGCUAAGGUGACUUUCAGGCAGUUUUUCCACUUUUGCGCACAAUGUCGGAACGGCACAAAGAUGUACAUCGGGGACGCAGUGGCCAAGCGGACCGCCCAGGCUGUGUGUGAGGACAUAUGCAAACUGUCAGGUAGUCUGAGUAUGAAAAAGAAUAUCCCUCAUCUGUUUCAGCAGAGCCACGGCGGUCCGUGUCAUGUGUAGCAGGCUUUCAGGGAUUCAGAUUAGCUCCAGACUGAUCGCUCUCACAAACAGAUAGGGAGCGCGGGGCUUGUGGCAAUAACCAGUACAAUACAGGCUAGUAAAUUUGGAUUUAUUUAAUAUUUCCUUCGUGUCUCAAUGUCAUAAUGGACAGGUUGCACUCCUCCAUGCGUAAAAGGCUCUACAGUUUGCCACAGCACAUUGGACAGAAAGCAUCUAUAAUGGGUGAAGGAGAAGACGCAGACAAGGACACCCGGAGGAAGAGCAUUAGGAUGAAGCCUUUACCGUCACCGUCGCCGACCUCUGGAGGAAGCUGCAAAGGCAUCGGCGAGACCAAAAGUGGGGAAUCUGUGAUCAUGGAGACGGACAUAGGGAGACCUAUGAAGACCAGCUCAAAUGGAGAUUGUCGGAGAUUUCGAGGCAGCCUUUCGUCCAUCACAAGUCGACAUGUGCACGACUCAGACUCUGCGGAGGAGAGACGCCUCAUCACUGAAGGGGAUGUUACCCCGAGCGAAGAGAGCCCCCCUGGAGCAAUCGGUGACGGGCAGCCGGAUCAAGGUGCGCAGGAGGCCAGCAGUGGCGGUGGAAGUGGUGCCCAAAAUGAUUCUCCAGACCAGCAGUCAGGGUUUAUAAAGUUGGAUGGCAUUGAUCAAAUUCUGCCGGACGACGAGAGAUUAUAUCAGGCUGGGUUCAUACACAGACAGUUAGGAGCAAUGCUUCAACCAGGGGUCAACAAGUUCUCCCUGAGGAUGUUUGGAAGUGAGAAGGCGGUUGAACGAGAACAAGAGCGGGUUAAAUCCGCCGGAUUUUGGAUAAUUCACCCCUACAGUGAUUUCAGGUUUUACUGGGAUUUGACCAUGCUGCUGCUGAUGGUUGGAAACCUCAUCAUCAUCCCUGUGGGCAUCACCUUUUUCAAGGAUGAGCACACCCCCCCGUGGAUUGUGUUCAACGUUGUCUCCGACACCUUCUUCCUCAUGGACCUAGUUCUUAAUUUCAGGACGGGUAUCGUCAAGGAAGAUAACACAGAAAUCAUCUUAGAUCCGCAACAGAUCAAGAUCAAGUACUUGCGGAGCUGGUUUGUGGUCGACUUCAUAUCCUCCAUCCCCGUAGACUACAUCUUCCUCAUUGUGGAGACGCGCAUUGACUCGGAUUUCUACAAGACGGCACGCGCCUUACGCAUUGUCCGCUUUACCAAGAUACUAAGCUUGCUGCGCCUCCUGCGCCUCUCUAGACUCAUUCGCUACAUCCACCAGUGGGAGGAGAUCUUCCACAUGACCUAUGACCUAGCCAGCGCCAUGGUACGAAUAGUCAAUCUAAUCGGCAUGAUGCUGCUGCUCUGUCACUGGGAUGGCUGCCUGCAGUUCCUGGUGCCCAUGCUCCAGGACUUCCCUGCUGACUGCUGGGUGUCCAAAAAUAAGAUGGUGAAUGACACAUGGGGACAGCAGUACUCCUACGCACUUUUCAAAGCUAUGAGCCACAUGUUGUGUAUUGGGUAUGGCAUGUACCCCCCAGUGGGCAUGACAGACGUGUGGCUGACCAUCCUCAGCAUGAUUGUGGGUGCUACUUGCUACGCCAUGUUUGUGGGCCACGCCACUGCGCUAAUCCAAUCUCUGGACUCAUCUCGACGGCAGUACCAGGAGAAGUACAAACAGGUGGAACAGUACAUGUCCUUCCACAAGCUGCCUGCAGAUAUGAGGCAGAGAAUCCACGACUACUAUGAGCACCGCUACCAGGGCAAGAUGUUUGAUGAGGAGAGCAUCCUGGGAGAGCUGAAUGAGCCACUCCGAGAGGAAAUUAUCAACUUUAACUGUCGAAAGCUGGUGGCAUCUAUGCCGCUAUUUGCCAAUGCUGACCCAAACUUUGUCACCUCUAUGCUCACCAAAUUGAGGUUUGAGGUGUUCCAACCUGGGGAUUACAUCAUAAGAGAAGGCACCAUUGGAAAGAAAAUGUACUUCAUACAACAUGGGGUUGUCAGUGUUCUAACGAAAGGCAACAAAGAAACCAAGCUUUCGGAUGGCUCCUACUUCGGGGAGAUUUGUUUGCUAACACGGGGCAGAAGGACAGCCAGUGUCCGAGCUGACACGUACUGCCGCUUGUACUCAUUGUCUGUUGACAACUUCAAUGAGGUACUGGAGGAAUAUCCUAUGAUGAGAAGGGCCUUUGAGACUGUUGCUCUGGACCGGCUGGACCGUAUUGGCAAGAAAAACUCCAUCCUGCAGCACAAGGUGCAAAACGACCUCAGCUCUGGUGUACUCAACUACCAGGAGAAUGAGAUCAUCCAGCAGAUUGUGCAGCAUGACAGGGACAUGGCCCACUGUGCCCACCUCAUGCAGAACGCUCCACCACAGACACCGCCCUCACCUACCCCUGUCAUCUGGGCCCCACUCAUCCAAGCACCUCUCCAGGCAGCAGCUGCCACCACCUCUGUAGCCAUAGCCCUGACACACCAUCCCCACCUCCCACCAACGCUCUUCAGACCUCCAGUUUCUGUCCUCGGUUCCCUGAAGGACCCUCCUAGCCGACUUAAAAAGUUUCACACAUUUGUUCCUUCAUCCACAUCACCUGGCUCUGCUGGGGACUCUCCUUCUAGCACACCUUCUAAGCUGCAAACUGGGAUAGACAUGCCAUUGCUGGCGUCUUUCCGGGCCCAGCAAAUUACAUCAGGUUCAGGGGCAACUAGUUCAAGCCAGCAUGCUUCAGGUAGCGGAAUACAACGUGGACCUUGCGGAUCUGGGCCUGGGUCCAGUGGAGGAGGAACCUCCGUGUUCCCGUUUGGUCAGUUUUCAUCUGCUGGUUCACCUUCAUCUAGUACGGCCCAGCUGCACCCUCAACCACAAAAUCAAAAAUCCUUCCGCUCUGGUACACCACCUCUCUCAAACCUCUUUCACCAAGGAUCAAUAGGUGGAAGCACAGGGUCAGGACUAAGUGGAAGUUUAGCUGGAGCUUGUGGUGGUGCUACGGGGUGGUCUUUAGGUGGAGCAGUUGGAGGUUUUGUGGAAGGGGCCACUGGUGGGGACACUUCCUGGGCUGGAGAGGACUAUAUAACUGGGUUGUCAGAAGUGACUUCUGGUGGGCACUCUGGGUUGGGAGGAGCUAAUGGUGGAUCAGUAGGAGGGAUCUCAGGGGAAACCAAGGUAGGAGUAUCUGAGGGAGCAGUGGGAACUGUUUGUAGCAGGUUAUCAGGUGGAUCGGUGGUACCCAAUACAUGUGGGUCCAUAACUGAUACAGCAAAGAGAUCAAUUGGGGGGACUUCCAGAGGAUCACUGGUAAUAGCUUCUGGGGGGUCAGUCAGUGGAACUUCUGGAGAAUCACUGGCAGUGACUACCACUGGAGGAUCACUGGGACGGGCUUCUGAUGGCUCAGUGGGACUGGUUUAUGGUGGAGCCUCAGGGGGAACAUUUGGAGGAUUUUCUUGUGACUCAACACAAGGAAAUUCUGGGGGAUCAAUGGGGAGGACUUCUGGUGGAUCAACAACUAGCCAUUUAGGAGGAGGUUCAAGUGGGACAGUGGGAGGAGUGACUGGAGGACAUAUAGGCAGAGCAGUAAGUGGCACAAUUGGAAGCCAUAUAGCAGGAUCUACAGCUUGUCCUCUUGGAGGAAUUCCUGGUGGAAUUACUUCUGGGCUUAUUAGUUCCUCUCGCUGUCAGAGCCCUAUAUCUAAUAAUUCUCCAUCUGGUCAGCUUCCCCAAAACCAACCACCUGCCAAGCCUCCUCAGGUGGCUCCUCUGCAGCAGUUUGCUGGAGGAGGCAGGACUACCAGUGGAUUAAACCUUUUCCAGUCCCCUCCACAAGGUUCCCCAUCCUCUGGUAGAGGACAGCACAGUCAACAGCCUGCUGAGGGCUCCCCAUCUUCCCUCAGCCAUUCUAGCCUGGCAGGCCUCCAGUCUGGCUGCUUACCUCACCAGAUGUCACUGGAAAGGUCUGCAUUGGCUUCUCUGGCCCAGUAUGGUUCAGCAAACGCCUCACCCUGCCUUACUCCGGUCGCACCCAGUCCCACUGUUCAAAGCCCUGUGGCAGGCAGGACUUUCCACUACAGUGACCCUUCUAGUGUCACAGGAUCCCACAGUUCUUUGCUCAUGCCUCAAACUUGUUUUCCUUCACAGCUUCCAAGCCAGCCACAAAAUACAGGAAGAGAUUCCCCUCUGGGACGUUUUUCUGAGGACCUAAAGCUUUUAUCCAGCUCCCAUUCAUCCCUGCCCCAGGAGAUGGCCCAGGUCUUAGGCCACCAAACUCCUUGCUCUUCAAUAGAAACUGGGUAUUACCCUUCUCCAUUUUCCUCUCCUACUCUUGUACCCAAACCCUGUAGCUCAGUGCCAGGGCACAUGACUCCUCCAAUCCAGAUGUCUCCGGGGCACCCUCACCAGACUUAUUCCUCCGGGGCCUCGCCAGCCUUGUCUUUACGGAGGGACUCUGCUGCCUUUUCAUCUGAUCUAGAACCUCAGUCUGUCCGCUCUAAACUCCCUUCAAAUUUGUGAGGAUUGAUCACACCCUCCUGUGCUCCUUUGAACUAAAACACAAAUGAUCUCCAUUUGUGGCAUUCUUUUCUGUCUUCAGACUAUUUUUCACUUUAAUUUUACCAAGAUUUUACAUUUACUGUGAUUUAAAAGACACUUCAUAGGGCAACUCAGAGCUCUAUAGUACACUUUGUUUGAUUUAUGCUUUUUCCUUUUAUUAUUCAUUGAUACUGUGUAUAUAGAUAGAGUUAUAUUUAACUGAUAAGUUAAUCAAGGGACUAGGAGGGUGUGAAAAUGAUCUCCAUUUAAAAGACAGUCAUUUUAUUUAUUUCUAUAACUAUGCCAAAUUCAUGUUGUGAUGUUUAGGAAGGUGAUUCAAUGGACUACCCAAUAAUACUCGUUUUCUGCAGGAACCUAUGCACUAACACCUGCAUGUAUCAAUGUUUUUUCUUUCUUUCUUUUUUUUUUGCGUGUGUGUGUUUAAAAAUUAUCUAAAUUUUUAGCGAAAAAACAUGCUUUGAGACAG
Pelmatolapia mariae (spotted tilapia) is the source of this 5705-nucleotide messenger RNA. It is a transcript of the gene hcn4, whose product is annotated as hyperpolarization activated cyclic nucleotide-gated potassium channel 4. The transcript is spliced from 8 exons. NCBI's taxonomy places the organism in Eukaryota, Metazoa, Chordata, Actinopteri, Cichliformes, Cichlidae. The coding region runs from base 872 to 5200 and encodes 1442 amino acids. Gene Ontology annotation, molecular function: voltage-gated potassium channel activity. Gene Ontology annotation, cellular component: membrane; axon; HCN channel complex. The record is from RefSeq and is a predicted model, not a curated record. Gene Ontology annotation, biological process: sodium ion transmembrane transport; potassium ion transmembrane transport; regulation of membrane depolarization.